AUGAUGGUCUUCUGUUCCGGCAAAUUUCCCCACCUUGUAUGUAUCAGAGAAACAUACUUGAUAGAUGAGGUUUUUCCACGUAGGGGGGUGCUUGGUGCUUACUGCUCACUGAUUGUGUGGUAUCUGUUUUUACUUUUUGCUCAUCGAUUAUGUGGUGUUGCAGUUUCCUCGAAGAGUGAGGAUAAAACUUUUAGCAGCUUGCUACCAAAGCAGGAUUAUGGCACUGAAUUUGGCAAGCUUGAUGAUAAUGAUUAUGGAAGCAGAGGACCUUUCAUGUGGAAAUAUGAGACGAGCAUCGAAGCCUCUGGAGCAUCUGCCUUGGAACCCGAUGACAAACUACACUUGUCUCCUUCAGCAGUUCAGAAUUUGUCCAUUUCUACUCCUAACACUGAGCGUCAUUUUGAGCCUCAUAUCCAUCAUCGUAAACUUUUCACACCAUCUCAGAUAAGCUCUGCAAUUGGAGCUUCAGGGGAUGCCCGUUUUUAUUGUUCUCUAGCAGCCGCCAUUUUAGUAGUUCUGUCUUCUGUAGGAUUGCCUAUACUAGGCAGCCACAUAAUAAAGUGCAUCAUAUUCUUCAGACCACUUUAUCUACUUCUUCUGACAAACAUCUCAAUUGUCCUGGCACGACUCCUUUUAGUACAACAGAGAGGCCUAGAGAGGGUUAAGCAAGAAGCAAAUAAUGGUUCUUCAAUAAGUGGGUAUGGGUUGGCUGAUCAAGUAGGGAAAGCUCUGGAGUCUGGUUUGUUGUUGCAAAACAUCAUGAGUGCAUUGUUUAUGGACUGUAGUAUCUAUGCUGUAGUGGUCGUAAGUGGCCUUUCCCUGGUAAAGAAACUUGGCUGGUGA
Ilex paraguariensis (yerba mate) is the source of this 843-nucleotide messenger RNA. The record is from the annotation of a GenBank genome assembly. NCBI's taxonomy places the organism in Eukaryota, Viridiplantae, Streptophyta, Magnoliopsida, Aquifoliales, Aquifoliaceae.